Molecule: messenger RNA, 1921 nt
Organism: Aureobasidium musti
Lineage: Eukaryota; Fungi; Ascomycota; Dothideomycetes; Dothideales; Saccotheciaceae
Source: the annotation of a GenBank genome assembly
CAUGGACAAGUCAAGCAUCAGCCACAUGGAAGUGUCGACUUUCCCCGACUCCCACGUAGUCGACACGUACGCUGUCGACAGCAAGGAUGAACAAGUCACUGUCAUCGGUACCAUGGGCCAAGACCCCGACCACAAAACACCUGUGUCUUGGAGAGCCUGGGCCAUUGUUGCCAUCUGCGCUCUAGCCACAUUUCAGAACACAUACUACGGCAUUGCCCCCGCUGCGAACCAAUACGCCAUUGCUGGAGCUUUAGGAGGUACUGCGAGUGAAAGAAUUUGGAUCGUUCAAGCCGCUGCUGUUCCUGCUAUCGCCUUUGGCCCAAUCUUUGCCAUUAUUUCCGAUGUCUACGGCCGCAGAUAUCUUAUCCUCGUCGUCUGGUGCCUCUUCGCUGUUGGCUCUAUCGUAUCCAUGACUGCCAGCGGUAUGACUGCUGUCAUUGCUGGUCAAGCUCUCUCUGGCAUUGCAUCUGGUAUCUCUGGUAUCAUGUUCGCCGUUGCAUCCGAAGUCAUUCCAGGAGCUUACCGUGCCUAUGGUCAAACUAUCGUCAGUUGGGUCUCUGGACUGUCAUCGCUUGUCGCGCUUCUCCCCAUCGGUGCUGCAACGGCUGCCGACCCUGUCAACGGCUGGAGAUGGGUCUUCCGCAUCAAGUUCAUCCUUGAAUGCCUCGUCAUCAUCGGCAUCGCAGCACUUUACUUCGUGAGUAACACAAUCUCCGACUCCGUUACUGAGCUGACCAUGGUAUUAUGCAGCNCCCCUCCCCGCACUGCUGCUAGCAAGCAGUCUCUUGGUCAGAAGCUCAAGGCCCUCGACUGGAUUGGCUACAUUCUCCUCUUGGGCGCUCUCGUUCCUUUCUUGAUGGGCUUUGCUUGGAGCAGUGACUCCAACUAUGGUUGGGCCAGCAAGACUCAUACUGUUGUCCCUGUUGUUGUUGGUGGCGUUCUCUUCAUCGCCUGCUUGAUCUAUGUCAGACUUUCACUAACUCAAUUCCAGNAAUGGAAGGGAACCAAGACUGGUUUCUUGGACCAUCGCCUCUUCCAGAACGGACGUAACUUCCCCCUCUGCAUGGUCCUCAUCGCCGUUGAGGGUUCGCUCUUCUACCUGAUGAACAACAUCUACCCAUCGCAAGUUAAUGGCCUCUGGGAGCAGCCUGGAACUAUCAAGGCCAACGCCUACCUCCUUCCCUUCUUCAUGGUCAUCACUGUUGUCUCGCCCUUCCUAUCUAUCUACGUUACCAAGUUCAGAGACGUCAAGUGGCCCAUUUUCGUUGGUUUCGUCUCUUUCAGUGCUUCUGUUAUCGGUCUUGCUCUUGCAGGUACAAAUGGAAAGCUUGGUCUCACAUUCAACGGGAUUGGUGGUUUGGGCUUCGCGCCUGUUCUGAUCUUGAUCAUGGUCUGGGUCCAGAACUCAACUCCUCCGCUCUUCAUUGGUACUGCUUCAGCUCUUACCAUUUCCUCUCGCACUCUCGGUGGUACCGUCGGUCUGGGCAUCGCAAAUGCAAUCUAUGGCUCGCUCACAAACACUCAAAUCCCAGAGGCUAUCAUCGGAGCUGUAGCUCCUCUUGGCUUCAAUCCUGCCCAUAUUGGUCAGCUCAUUGGCUUCUACAUGUCUGGCCAGGGUCUUGACAAGAUCCCCGGGAUCAAUGGACAAAUCCUCGGUGCUGGUCUCGCCGCCCUUCACAAGACUGAGGCUCAUGCCUACAAGAUCGUCUGGCUGUCGUUCCUGCCAGGCUGUGUGGUUGCCGCUGCCAUUUGUCUCUUCAUGCGCAAUUCCAGUGAGAGAAUGAACUGGGUCGUCGAUGCGCCUCUCGAGGCAAAGUCUGAUGCGCUUUCUGCAAAGGAACAAGCAUUGGAAGCAGACCAUGCAUCGGUACACAUUCCCACUUUGAACGAUAACAUCGAGGUGGAGCUGGCCGAGCGCAGA